AGUUCCUCCUCGCCGCUCUGGCUCGCCGCUGCGGCGCUCGCCGCGUGCCCCGCACUCGAGCUCGCUUGGCUGCUGCUCGCGCACGGCCUCACCGUCAAGGGGCUGCUCGCGCUUCUGCACGAGACACCGACGGCGCUGCAGCGCGGCGGCAGCUUGCCCGACCUCUCUCUCCUCCCGCCGGUCGCGGUGUCGCUGCUCUGCCUCCUCUCCGGCGGGCUGCUGCUGCUCUUCAAGGUCACCGUCGUGCCGAUCGACGAGCCGCCGCCGAGCCGUUUGACCGCCGCCUUCUUGCUCCUCUCGCGGCUGCUGCUCCUCCUCUCCCUCGCCGCCUCCGCCGCCUCCUCCUUCGUGCCAGCGCUCCCGAUCGCCGUGCUCGCCCUCAUUCUCUCCUCCUUCCGCGAGACUUCGCGCGGCGGCGGCGGCGGCGGCGGCGGAGGCGGCGGUGAGGGCGGCGAAGCCCCCCUUUUCCUGCUUUUCCUCCCCCUCGCCGCGGCCACCUUCCUCGCCCAGACCGCGUGGCUGCUGUGGCGCGGCCCGCCUCUCGACACGAGCACCCAGAGGAGGAGGCGAUGCUCCUGCUGCAGCGCUCCUCCGCCCUCGGCGCGCUUGUGCAGGGCGCUCCUCUUCCGCGGCUUGCUCGCGCAGGACCUCUCCGACGGCGAGACCGCCGCCGCCCUCUCCCCGGAGCAGGUGCAGCGCGCGCGCGAGGCUGCCGCGGCACUGCACUUGCUGCUGACGGCCGCCUCCACCCUCCUCCUGCCGCCGCUGGUCUGCCUCGGCGCGGUCCACCACGCGCGGCUGCGCAGGCUCAGCGACGAGUCCCCGUCGGGCCUCGUGGCGUCAUGAGGCCCAUGCACACCCAAGUGAGGCUUCCUAAGCCGUCUGGGACGCGUCGCGAGAGUCGGUAGAGUCGUACUCGCCCCCGCCCAAUACGCGCCUAGCGAGAGAGAAGCGAAAGCACUGCGGCGAGGGUGUGUGAUUGCGCGACUCAAUGUGCGCAUACCGGCCUUCAUGGUCCUUUGCGUGGUGGUGGGAGAGCGGUCUAGCGGUAGCGCGCUGACCCCUCUGCCGCGUCGGGUCACGCUCUUGCCUCUUGACCUGUCUCGCCCUCGUUUUGACUCUUGCCCCUACGUUCGGUGUGUAGUAGUAGUCGCGCGUGAAAGAAUAUUUAUGACGGG
This is a messenger RNA of Emiliania huxleyi CCMP1516, 1178 nucleotides long. RefSeq lists its product as hypothetical. The record is from RefSeq and is a predicted model, not a curated record. The annotation marks the transcript as partial. Lineage: Eukaryota; Haptophyta; Isochrysidales; Noelaerhabdaceae. The transcript is spliced from 7 exons.